Linum trigynum is the source of this 2820-nucleotide messenger RNA. NCBI's taxonomy places the organism in Eukaryota, Viridiplantae, Streptophyta, Magnoliopsida, Malpighiales, Linaceae. The record is from the annotation of a GenBank genome assembly.
ACCCCUUCCCCAAACACAAAAGCAAAACUUGACCCAAAAGGAAAAACACCCUAGCCCAAACCGAAAAUACCAAAAGGCCCAAACCCAAAAAUCUACUUAUCAAUGCCAUGCUCUCUCUCUCUCUCUCAAAGCACAAAAUAGGGAGCCAAAGUUCUAGAAGUACAAAUGAUAUGAUCAAAUUAAUGUCACGCUCAGACUCAAUUAUGGCGAGGGAGCAGAUCCGAUCAGUUAUUUUCUUAUUUUGUGGUGAGUAACUAUGAUUGUAUAUAUCACUGCCACAUCAGCACCCUCUCUCGCUUAUUGAAAGUCUUUAAUCUAUUACACAUCUUUAACGAACGAUUUCUCUCUCGUUUUAAUUCAUAAUUAAAAUUUUUUUACACAGAUAAAUCAAAUUAGUUGUAUUUUUCAAAACAAUAUUCACUUGAAUAAGUGAUCCUAUCUUGACCCAGAAUGCUCUAAUACCAAUUAAAAUCGAGUUAGGAAAAGAAAACUUUAGAAUUUUGACUGAUCCUAAGAAAGCAUAAAGAAAUGAAGAAAAAACUGCAUAAUAAUAAUAUUUUUUUUUGCCAAUCGAUCACUCUUAAAAAGAGGAAACUGAACCGAUCCAAGAUUACAAUAAACCUAUCUACUAUUGAACCACGAAACAUAGUCGAACCCCCUUUGAUAGCGGGGCGACACAGACAGAGCACGAUGGGCCACAGAAUGAGCCACCCUGUUCCUAUUGCGACCAACGAACACCACCCUAGCAUCACCAAGAUCAGCAAGAAGCAGCAUAAUUUCUUGAAGAAGAGCCCCGAUCCUGGCUUCCGAAGUGUCUUUGUUACAGCACUUGUCAAUUACUACUUUAGCACCCCUCCAAUGAUCACAUUCCGGAGUUGGCGACUCAAGCAUUCAUUCAAGCAAUCACAUAAAGCCAAAGUUUCAAGCACGUAGGGAUCCCCAAUGCCGACAUAUUGUUGGGCCGUAGCCAUACAUAAAUCACCAGAAUCAUCCAUCAAAACAUAGGCUGCAACCCCUGUAGAAUCGGACUUAGUUGCCGCAUUAAACAUAGCAUGACAGCGAACACGGGAACCUGCAGGAGGGGGUAAAUAUGCUGGCGUCGGAGAUGAUCAACGAGGCUGAAGAAUUGCCAUGUCCGCCUCUUUGACUUGAUGAUGCCAUUGAGCCGCCAAAAUAGGUAGAAGAACUUGGUGAUGCUCAAAAUGGGCCUUACAUCGAUUCUUCCAUAGUCGCCAAAGAAGACAGACAACCUGCAUAAUGAAAAAAUCGGAAUCCACCCCGUCUGCAGGUCGAAGAUAAUUACGAACGAACCCAACAAAAGAGCACUUCUCCCAACCAGCCAAUUUCUGUCCCAAACCAUCCAGCCUCCACAGUUUCUUGGCCACCACACAAGUGAAGAACAUAUGCUCGAUGGUUUCUUCCUUCCUUCCACACACUGGCCAGAUUGGAAUCAAAUCCACCCCACGAGCCGCUAAAUCUUCCUGGGUCAGUAGAAUCCGAAGUAAACAUUGCCACAUGAAGAAAAGCAAUUUAGACGGUAGCGCCUUGGUCCACAACCACUUCCAAAUGCCCUGAUCUAAGAAAGGAACACCGUGUUUGGCCUAUUCACAGCAAAAACUGCAUAAUAAUAAUUAUAUAUUUCUUGUUUAGACGACUCCCAAUGUAAGUGGGCUAAAUGCGGAAGGCCCAAAGGAAAACCAGCUUAAACAAGACAAAUCUUCUCGUCUUCUUCCUUUUGCUGAAGCCAAUGAAGCGGGGAUGAGAUAGCAUGCCUACCCAUAAAAAGGUUUGAAAAAUGAUACCCCUAUUAAUUAUAGGUUUUUAAGGUAAUUAAUUUGUGUUGCAUUUAAUAAUCUGUAUGAAUUAAAAACACAUAUUAAUUACUUUCCUUUUUUCAGUGCACUGGUAGUUGUAUCAGGGCAAUGAUAUUAGUGUACAGGUGCAAUGGUAGAUGUAUCAGUGCAAUGGUAGUUCCAAAAAAGGAACGUAAUUAAUAUGAGUUCAGUAUACAUGUGCAGCGGUAGUUGUAUCAAUGCAAUGGUAGUUAAAAAAAAGAAUGUAACCAAGAUGAGUUUUUAAUUUUCAAAAAUUAUUAAAUGCAACGCGAAUUUAAUACAAAAAAUAACUAUAAUUAAUAGGUGUGUCAUUUUUACAACCCCUUAGAAGGGUUAGCAUGCUAACCGAUCCCAAGGAAGCGAAUGUAGGAUGUCUCGAAUGAAAAAGGACAUUAUAGUAAGAAAAGCUGGAAUAUCAAUUAAUCUUUUUUUUUUCUUCUUCUUCAGUUUGAAUCAUUAAUCUUUUCUCUCUUCAUAGUAGGUAAAACUAAAGAAGAAAAAAAAUUCGUCAAGUGCAAGGAACCUAGUCGUAUAAAAAAUAUAGGUUAUUUAUCCUUUCUUUACACACCUAUAAAACCGAAGAAGUUGUGAUGUACACAGAAAACUCACAAUCCACAACCAACCCAUUGAUCGAGACAAUAGUCACCAAAACUUGAGACAAAUCAAGAAGAAAACUAUGGCCGGAAGGGAGCGUUCAAGCAAGGUACUAGUGAUGGCGAUGACUCUUAUGAUACUAGUGGCAAUCUUUGGGAAGCUUCAAUAUGCUAGUGCAGAUCCGGCACUAGAGAAAUGCUUGAAAGAUUGCAUAAGAUGCUGUCAAGACCAGAAUGACAUAUGCUUCUACGAAUGUAGAGUCAAGUGUGCUCACGGCCCUUCUCCCUGUAAUCGAGUCCGGGUAGAUCCCAAAAUUCAGUUCACGAAUAUUAAUGUAUGAAUCACCCUACCCGUCUAUUAAUAAUAUUCCUAAUAUAUAUGUCUGAAUUGU